AUGGCCGACCAAAUCCUCGAGCUUAGAAAUGACGGACUCGGACCAUCCGAAAGACGCAAGGUCCAUUGGUUUCGCGGCACCGUCUUCCAAAUAUUCGUCAUUGGAGGCGUAUUCUUCUGUGCUCCUGGAAUGUAUAAUGCGUUGACCUCGCUUGGUGCCGGGGGCCUUGCUACACCUUGGUAUGCCAAUGCAACUGCCGCGGCUGGCUAUGCUUUUAUGGCCGUUCUCUGCGUAACAGGCGGUAUUAUCGUCUCCAAAAUCGGUGUCAAGCCAUCCUUGCUGAUUUCAAGCACUGGUGAUAUCAUUUAUGCUGGAAGCUUGUAUCUCAACUCGAAAAACGGGACGCAAUGGUUCUUGAUGUUUGGUGCGGGCCCCCGUUUCCCAUCUAUUCUUGUCGAGUUGACGCUGACAGGCUCGAUUUACUCUGGUUGUACCGAUGGCCUCAUGUACACUGUUGAAGGACCCAUCAUCACUUCCUACCCCGAACCGGACCGCCGAGGCCGCAUGCUAGCGCUGUGGGUCUCUUUGCGAAACGCUGCACCAGUCAUCGGCGGUGCCAUCAUCUUCGGCUUGAACAACAAAAUCGACUCCAGUGGCGGUGUCUCCCUCCAAACUUACCUUGUUAUCAUCGGAAUCAUGUGUGCCGGUCCGUUCAUUGCGUUGCUUCUCUCGCAUCCAGAAAAAGUCCAGCGAAAAGAUGGGGUCAAAAUAGUGCUCCGCAAGAUGGACUGGACAAAGACGAUGAGCGAGUGGUGGAACGUUGUUUGUUCCCGCGAUGUAGAUCCUCCUGCUUUGCCCACUGUUCUUUACCUCAUGGUUUUAUGGCUCGUAUAUCGGAACGUUGGAAACUCAAUAUAUGAACGUCCGUACUCGAGCGCUGUCUGCCUUCAUCAUUCGUUGUGGCGACAUUGCUGGUGGGCUUGUAAUUGGGUAUUUCCUCGACAUGAAGUAUUUCUCCGUCAAACAACGCGCACGGAUAAGCUUUAUCAGCUUGAUGGCACUCAAUCUGGUACUAUGGGAAGUAUCUUAUCAUUGAAAAGUGUCUGCUUACUUUCCUACAGGGUGUGGGCCGCCAUUAUCACCAAACGACUCGAGGUGGAAAAGCCCAUCAUAGACUGGACCUCUGGAAGCAUUUUCGGCAGCACAUUUAUACUUUUUGUCCUGUUCGACUUUGCCACGAUGGCCACCCAAACAUGCUUGUUCUGGAUCAUCUCACACAUGUCUGACGACUUUAUCGCGCUGUCUUACAUGACUGGGACCCUUCGAGGAGUCGAAUGCGCGGGGCAAGCCGUUGCGUAUGGUAUCAAGUCAAGCAACACGACCGAUUGGCUGUCAAUCGGGUUAAACGUUGGCCUGAUCGUGUUUUCGCUUCCAUUUGCGUGGGCCGUUGUUCGGAAGAUUGGCGUCGUCGAGUUUGACAAGAUUUCGUUUGCGAUUGGGGAUGGUUCGAGCGAAAAGAGCGUUGAUGUGGAGUCAGAGAAGGAGAAAGCGUGA
Molecule: messenger RNA, 1494 nt
Organism: Mycena indigotica
Lineage: Eukaryota; Fungi; Basidiomycota; Agaricomycetes; Agaricales; Mycenaceae
Product: MFS general substrate transporter
Exons: 11
Coding region: 1-1494 (497 amino acids)
Source: RefSeq, a predicted model, not a curated record